AUGGUCUUUGGCGUCCAUUUGCUUGCAAAACAACAAGCCAAGUCAUCCGUCACCGUCAUGCAAAUCCUGCAAGGUCACGUCGAUGAGGUGGACGAAUUCAUCCAACGCACGACCGAGGACUUUCUCAUCAUUCACUUGGAUGUGCGCACGCGGAUCCAGUACCUGAGCUUGCCCCUCAGCAAUCUCUCAGUCUUUGAUGACAUGUUGAAUGACCGACACUUUCGACUCUCGCUGGUCUCUUACAAUGACCAGAUCGAACACGCCGUCGAGCGAUUCACCCUGGCCAUCACCGAUGCUCUCAAGGACUUGCAAAAGGCCAAGGAAGCGGUGGUCAUAUUCUGGCAGCAUUUGCAACAAGCCGUUGCCGACGGAGGAUUUCAAACCGAGAGUCUUCAACCCUUUGCUCAGACUAUGAUGGAGAAUAUGGAUGGCUGGAUGCGCGCGCUUACGAAACUCUGUCGACAAGGACAAGGUCUUCAGGAGGCUCUUGGCCAGCUCGCCUUUACCAUUAUGGAAAUGCAAAGACGGGUGGGGGUAGCGAGUCGAAAAGAUGUGCGCUCCAUGAGUAAUGAUACCGGAGCCACUUCCGCUCGAUCCAAAUCGAUUCGUCGAAAGCUCUUCUCGCGAGGCUCCGGUCCCGGGACCCCGGGGCGAAGGUCAUCAGAAAAGCCCCUUCCUCGGGAUCCAUUUUUAGAGAUCCAGACGCUGGGUACUCGACCAGCAUCCAGGCUGGAUGCCGUUGGUCCCGGUGCGAAGCAGAGCCAGUCUUCCAGGCCCAAUAGCGCAAUGCCCCAAGUUCUCAACCGUGCCAAAUCAUGCAGUGCUUUGGCGAGCGACAUCAAUCAUCCCCCGGAUGCACCCCGUCCACCUUCACGCUCCGCAUCUCGACUCUCCAAGGCAUUUUCUCUCGGACGACCAUUCCCCUCCACCAAGCGGGCCUACGAUGACCAACCAAACAGUCUCGGUCCCAACAUCAAACACCACACCAUCGUCAAUCCUGACAACAGACCCUCUACCGCCCCAGCAUCCCAAGGUCCCCCCUUGGACCGUCCCAAAUCACGAUGGACUCUCAACAGACCACAAACUCGUCAAUCAAGCCGUCCGCCUCAAUCAGCUUUCCCUUCCACAACAACACCUCCAUCCGACCCACAAGACCCUCGCCACGAGGAGAAAAUCGUAGAAUCUGAAGACACUUUAAAGGAACAAAUCACCCACUUCCUGAAAACCGACCGCGUCGUCGAAGCAUGGGAUAACAUCGCCAAGACAGCUAAUUGCUGCGGUACAUCCAUUGCAAAGACCAAGCAAUGGCCCAGCAGCGUCUUCCGGGCCAAAGCAUCAUCCACUGCAGAUGGCCCAGUGUCCGCACAAACCCCACAGACUGCACCCACAGAAACCACCAGCACAAAGACAAAGACUCCACUACGUAACCAUCGAUCAAGUUCCCUCUCUAGAUUCGCAUCUAGAGCCCGAAGCAAAAGCGCCGGUAGAGCCAUGACUGCUCCAACACCAAGGACGCCGACAACGAAUCCCACCACGACCGCAACACCAACAGCCGUGAAGCCCGACUCUUCACAAGUGCCGUUCCCCCAAGAGUCGGAGGAUAUGAACACCUUUUUCUUCAAAAAAAGACCAUCAACAUCGCCACGAAUCCACGUCCUCUCAAUUGCCAUUGACGAAGAGUUGGAAAAGAGCUUCACAACAAGUAGUCAGAGUCACAGCCACAGCCACAGCCACAGCAAGACAGAAUCCUAUACUCAUGGCCAGAGCCGAGCUCGCGCUCGCGCUCGAUCUCAGGCCCGAAACCGCGAAAGCACAACCGCAAAUGCAAGCACAAGCGCAGGCACAACUACAAGCGCAAGCACGAACGAGAGCAUAGAUCUCACAACCCGAAUCCAAAUAAACUCACAUACGAUGGGGAGCGAGGAGCUGCAGAGUGACCAUGGAUCUAAUGCAGAGACGGGCUCGAUUAUCACGGCUUUGCCUCGUAUUCCUGUACAUGCGUCUAUGCCGUUGGGUCCGGCACGGGGUUCGGCGGGGGGAUGGAGUGUUUUUCCAGUUGUGGCGUGA
Messenger RNA from Penicillium diatomitis, 2067 nucleotides. RefSeq lists its product as uncharacterized. Lineage: Eukaryota; Fungi; Ascomycota; Eurotiomycetes; Eurotiales; Aspergillaceae. The transcript has 2 exons. The record is from RefSeq and is a predicted model, not a curated record. Bases 1 to 2067 code for a protein of 688 amino acids.